GGAAGCUGCUACUCCUUAGCGUAUUUCCGCUGGAGAGUUGAAGUCAGUGCGGCGCGCACCGGAGUUGACGGGUGAAGCUGCGGGAGCUGGGGAGUCGGACGGCGGUGCUGCUUUGACUGAUCUGCUCCACGUCACUGCGCUUGCGCGGAGGCCGACCCUACCCCCGGCAUCCCCCGCGGCCUUCAGAUGCGCCGGCGUCUGGCUGCUGCUGCUCCCGGUGAGGCUCGACGAGAACGCUGCUUCGGACCGGGCAGCGCUCUUCCCGAGCGGGCUAGCCGCGAUGCCCCCACGCAGGCUGUUCCGGAGCCACCUGUGUGUCAGGUGCCAGUGACCUUCAGAGACGUGGCUGUGUACUUCUGCAAGGAAGAAUGGGAGUGUCUCAGUCCUAGCCAGAGGACCCUCUACCGGGAUGUGAUGUUGCAGAACUUCAGGAACUUGAAUGAACUGGGAUGCUGUGGCCAGAAACCCGGCCUUAUUUCUCGUCUGGAACAAUGGGAUGAGCCUUGGGUUGAUGACUGGGACAGAUCCGAGUUUCCAGAAGGACAAACAAGUGUCUUCCCAGGAGGCAGAAAGCUGACUUCAGCUCCUGAGAGGACCCAUUCACGGACAGGAGCCAGGAGAGGAGCCACCUUGAGGAAGAAUGUCCUGACUUCCGGGAAGGUGCGUCUUCCCAGAGCUGCCUCUGGGAAGAGAAUGGACAAAAAGGAAGUUCUCCAGAACCAGACAUGUGGAAUCUCCCACAGGAAGCAGCCAGACCUCAAGGAGCAGGGCAAGAGUGGCGCAGAGGGACACCCGUUUAUCUGUGGCACUUGUGGGAAGGCCCUGAGCUGCCACAGCCGCCUGGCCGCUCACCAGACUGUACACACGGGGACCAGGUCCUUCGAGUGCCUCGAGUGUGGCCGGACGUUCCGCUGGGUUUCAAACCUCCUGCGCCACCAGAGAAAUCACACGAGUGAAAAGCCCUUCUGCUGCGAGGUAUGUGGGCAGGCCUUCAGCUUGAAGGACCGCCUGGCACAGCAUCGCAAGAUCCACACGGAGCACCGGCCCUACGAGUGCGGCGACUGUGGGAAGGCCUUCAAACAGAAGUCGAAUCUCCAGCGGCAUAAGCUCGUUCACACCGGAGAGAAGCCUUUCUACUGUGACAACUGCGGCAAGGCCUUCCGGACUAAAGAAAACCUUAACCACCACCAGCGGAUCCACAGCGGGGAGAAGCCCUACACCUGCGGGGAGUGCGGCAAGGCCUUCCGGUGGCCCAAGGGCUUCAGCAUCCACCAGAGGCUGCACUUGGCCAAGAAGUUCUAUGAGUGUGAGCAGUGUGGAAAGGGCUUCCGCCACCUGGGCUUCUUCACAAGACAUCAGAGAAUUCACGGGCGAGGAGAAGUGUAGGGCCUCCUGUGGGCCUCCCCUGUUCUUGGCUGAGGGAGGACUGCAGCAGGUGCUCUCUAGCCGAGGGCACGUACAUGGCCGGGAGCCAGCAGUCUUCAGUCUGUGGAAGUUCUGACACAGGGCAGGGAAGGGAUCAGCUGCUUCUUGGGUAUUCCUUGCCUCUGGCUAUGUUGGCUAAGGGAUUUGCCCUGUCCUGAGCGGCACUUGUAUGCACUUUAACUCUUUUCUCUCCUAGCUCCUCCGCUAUGUCUCCUGUCUUGUGGGAGGGAGGUCUGAGGCUCGAGCAGAGGCAAAGCUUACUGUUAGAGCUGACGGUGAUGGCCCAGAGGGCCAAAGCCUGAAAAUUGAGUUUGAUUCCCAGGGAUCCAUAUGGUGGGAGGAGAGAAAAAAUGUUCUAAGCUGUCCUGCCUUCCUCAUCUCAUGUGUGUGCGCACACAGACACAAUAAAUACAUAAAUCAA
Molecule: messenger RNA, 1846 nt
Organism: Apodemus sylvaticus (European woodmouse)
Lineage: Eukaryota; Metazoa; Chordata; Mammalia; Rodentia; Muridae
Gene: Znf707
Product: zinc finger protein 707
Exons: 4
Coding region: 187-1386 (399 amino acids)
Biological process (GO): negative regulation of transcription by RNA polymerase II
Molecular function (GO): DNA-binding transcription repressor activity, RNA polymerase II-specific; RNA polymerase II cis-regulatory region sequence-specific DNA binding
Source: RefSeq, a predicted model, not a curated record